GGACAUACACAUAUCAAGGGCCUCCUUUCACUGAGUCCCAGGGACAAUAUUUCUUAUUUACCAUCUGGCAGGACAAACCCGCCCCCUGUCACCUCAUUGCUCUAUAUAAAACGACAAAAGGGCCAGAUGAUAAGAACUUGGUCUCAAGACAAGCCUGGCUAUGCGGUGUAAAGUCCUCAUCUGUGUCGUCCUUCUGACUCUCAUAAAGCAUGUGUCUCAAAGUGAAAUACAGGCCAGCCCGAAUACAAAUGCAACUCUUCCCUGCAAUGUGACGUUCCCUCUUUCUGUAAAGGGGGACAAAAUAGACAAGUCUCUCAUCAAAGUCAGCUGGAUAAGUAACGGCUCUGACAUCGCCUCAUUCGGAGAAGCGGCAACUCAAAUAAAGGAAGGCUUCAGUUGGGAUGCCACUGAUUUCAUCAACGGGGACUUUUCACUGACUGUCCUCAGAGCCGGUCUCAACCUGCAGGGGCAGUAUGAAUGCACCGUCAGCUACAACUCCACAAUGCUGCACUCCAGCAACGUUACAUUCAGUAUCCUCGCUUCCCCCACUCUAUCCAUCCCUCAGCAGUGGGUGGUGUUAGAAACAGAGAGCCACUUUACAUGCCAUGCAGAUGGUUUCUACCCUCCUCCUGUCUCUUUCUCCUGGACCAGAGAUGGGCAAGUGAUUCAACCUCCUUACCACAUUGAAGGUGAACAGACUCCAGAUGGGUACUACAUGGCUGUGGGCAACCUGACCUUCUACCCUUCCCGCGAGGACCAGAACGUGACCUUUGGCUGCAAAGUGUCACACUAUGGCAGCUAUCAAGAGCUGGAUUUCCAACUCAAUAUUACCUACCUUCCUUCUGUUAGACUUGCUGCAGUACUCUCACACUCCAACAACAUUCCUCUCACUCUUUACUGUGACGUGGAGAGUUUCUACCCAGAGGAAGUAUCUGUAUCUUGGCUUCAAAACAGCACAGUCCUCCCUGAGCCCCCCGCCACUGAGGUGAACCCAGAUGGGACUUACAGAACCAGGCACUAUUAUACUUUGAGCCCUGAGCAGAGGGAGCAAGGUGGAAAGGUGGAAUGUGCAGUAAACCAACCUGGGGUAGUGCACCCUGUCAGUGGCUCAGCGUACCUCGAGAAACUCGACCCUCAAGUUGAGGCUCCAGUGUUGACUAAAUCAGCCAAAGCAUCUGUGGCUUUGAUGUGUAUUUCUCUGGUACUGGUCGUCCUGCUCUGCUUUGGUGUUUCUUGGAGAAGAAGGGAUGAGAAAAAGAAGUCUCUGAAUGUGUCAGGGAUCAUUCUCCCUCCACGCGUGAUUGUUGGUCAAAAGGGCAGGGUGACAAUAAGCAUUGAGGGCCGGAGGGUGGACCGAGUCCAGACAGCAUGGUUUCUCAAUGACACCCCUAUCUCUGACACUUCACUCACAGGAACCUCCAAAACUAACUUUAACUGCCUCUAUAACCCCCUAACCACCAUCCAUUUGCCCUAUGGUCUAACUCUCACCUCCCCAGCGUCAGAGAAAGGCCCUCUGCUCCCCUCCAGAGGCGAGACGGGUUAUUACAAGCUGCACACUCUGGGGCCGCUGUACUCAUCUGGAAGUGGCACUCAACAGCUGAUCUCCUCACUCACCUUCAUCCCCCAGAUUUCAAUCCACAAGGGGGCGGUGUUUAAGUGUCAGGUGUCCUACAUGGGCAAAGAUAAGAUCGUGGUGGAGAGGGUGUCAGAGAAGUUUACAAUCUUGUCUGCUCCAGAAGUAUCAGAAAUCCAGCUGGCAGAGACACCAAGUGACUCUGAUGUAAUCAGCAUGACUGUCCUGGCAUCACAUUUCCAUCCGGACGUCAUUACCUUCCGCUGGUUCUGCCAGGGGAGUGAGCUGAGCCCUGUCGCCUCCCAGGCCUCGUCCUCCCCUAGACCCAAUUCUGAAGGAGUCUUUUCAGCCUUCAGCCAGUGUAAACUGCCUCGGAGUGAACUGGAAAAGGGAGGCACUAAAGUGUGGGUCAGUGUCCACCACAUCGCCCUGAAGCAGCCAGUUACCCGUGAGACCAGAGGGUUCAUCAAGAGGCCGUGUGUGUCCGAAAUCGUUGGCUCCACUUCUUCCCCAGAGAAGACUUUGAUCCUUGGAUGUGAAAUCACAGAUUUCUACCCCCCGAACGUAUCAGUCACCUGGCUGAAGCUCAGGGGGGGAGAGCAAGAUGACCGAGAGGAGGAGGUGAUAGUGGGAGGAGAGAUGUGGGGCCCCAUACAGACUCAGCCCAGACUCUACAGGGCCACAGCCACUCUGAAGAGAAGGCCAACAAAUCAGGAGAAAAAGGAGAGAGGAGGAGGGAUUAUUUGUAGAGUCGAGCACUGUUCCCUACACGAGCCUAUUGAGAAACACUGGAGAAAUGUUGACGUUGUUGCUCCCUCCAUUCCUCCAUUGAUCUCGGUCUGUUGGAGCAGUGAAGGGGUUGGUGUGUUCUCUCUCAUGUUGAAGGGAGGUCACCCUAAGGUGAAAUUACUCUGGGCAGCGGGAGGACCCACUCUUUCACCACUGGUAUCCAACGAGACCGAGGAGAUAGGAGACGACGGACAGAGGGAGCUGAAAAGUGUGUGCGCCCUGGAGAGGUCCACAAGCCUGCCAAGUCAGACCAACAAACCGCUGGAGAGACUGAAGAAUGGACAUGCAAUAAAAACAAAAGCUGCCGUCACAGACCCUGACACUGAAGGAAUAGAAUACAUCGAUGAAAAGGUGGAUGAAGAGAAUAACAACAUUGACAGGGACGAGGAAACCAAGUCAGAAGUGGAUGAGGACAGUGUCAAAGAAAGAGAGCAAGGCCCAGGAGCACUGCACAUCAACAGAAUCAACUUGACGAAGGGUCCCAGAGGAAAUGAGAGAGCACGUUUGAGAGUCAGCGUGGAGAUCACACACCCUGCACUCAAGCUUCCUGUUUAUCGAACCUGGACAGAGCCCAAUGAGGAAAUUUCAUCUUCUACAUUAAAGCCCUGAUGUGUGCAAGAGUGCUUUUCGAUCUCAUAUAUCAAAUAUAUAUCUCUAUAACUUUAAAUAUGAAGUAGUAUGUUUUUAAGGAUAUCCAACUGUCUUUGAUGUAGUUUUGCUUCCAACAUUUCUGUGUCUUUAUUUAUUAUUUUAUAUUCUUAAUCUGUCCCUGUUACUUUUUUUUCUAACUUCAUGAUUUUUACAUAUGGUAUUUUUGUACAAAGAAUUUUUGCAAUAAUAAUCCACUUCUGUGGAUUUUUUAAAAAUCAGCUUUGGAAAAUAAAAUCUAAAUAAUUUUUUUUGGAGAGAUGUUUCUUUAGAUUUUGUUUUUGUCUGUGAAAAUGAGUCAACAGGCAAAGUUCCGUGUUCCAAUAUCUGUUGUUGGUCAACCUCUGAAAUAAGUUCUCAUUUUAAAAUACACUUCUGGUUUUUUUCUGUUGCACUCUGACCACAGGAAUAUCACUUCACUGUGCUGAGAAGAGGAGGUGCUGCGUGGUUGAUGUUUAAUUUAGAACUUCCUCCUCUCCGAUUAUUCAGCAAACAUACCAUGGCUGUCAACAACUAGAAACAUACAUGUUGUAAAAUACAGUUUUCAUUCCUUGUACAUAAAAUUAGGUUAAUCUGUAACAUGCCACCUAAAAUUCUAGCAACUUCCAUACAUGUUGCAUACACUGUACAUUUACCAUACUAGCACACACUUACUGUAUGUUUUCUAUUAAUUUCAUGUAGUAGGCUACAUGACCAAUACAAACUGAAUACAGCUAGUCAACUAUAAUAAAUAUGCAGUUUGUAGUUAGUAUUGUUCAAGAUAAGUGACCUACUGAAUAUCAUUUGAAACAAAAUUAUUGGCCGAAUAAUUUAAUAAUUAAGAUUUCAUGACAGGGAGGGCUGAAUAAAAAUAUUAAACAUCUAAACAUUCAAAUAUUCACAAAGACAGAAUCUUUUUAAUUGUAGACCUUAAAGCGAGCCUAUGUAACUUUUGCAGAAGAGUGGCAUUAAUGGUAAAUAUUUAAAGUGUUCUUUUCAAAAGAGUACUUUUCCUCGAUUUAGCAUUGAACCUCGAUAACAGUGACCAUGAGGAUCACAAUCAAUGCACCAGAACCACAGAUAGUCUCUUUUUUUUGUUAUCUUUUUCCUUAUCAUUCUUAUUAAAGACAUUAUCAGAUGUUGCACAGCUCUGUCUGUCUCUGGCUUUAUCUCUUUUUCCCCAGUAGUAGUAUUACCCCACACCUGCAACAGAUUUUUGAUAGAUGUACAAAAUGUUCGACUACUGUGAAGUGUAACAGUAUAGCACAAGUAGAGGAGAGUAUAGAGAGACACAGCUACUUGACUCAGUAAUGUCAACAACAACAAUAUAUAAUGUUAAGUUUGCUAAUGUAAACUCAAAUUAGCCAUCAUGAGCUGGUCAUACCAGACCAAGUACAGUUGUGGCAGCAAAACCCCUAUUGAACUCUAAAAUGCUGUGUUUCAGUAUUUAUGCGUUCAACUUUUCAUUUGUUCAAGAAUGUAGACCUAUUAUUUUUACUUUGAAAAUCUGCUUCAAGCAAGCAAAUCAUUAGAAUUAAAUUGCUGUGGGUGGAAUAUUUCUGACUUGAACAUCAGGAAACCAAAUGCAAGCCUGCACUGUUAUGUUCUGUUUGGGUAAAAGGGACUUCAUAAUUAAGA
This is a messenger RNA of Perca fluviatilis (European perch), 4627 nucleotides long. RefSeq lists its product as uncharacterized. The transcript is spliced from 13 exons. The coding region runs from base 161 to 2971 and encodes 936 amino acids. NCBI's taxonomy places the organism in Eukaryota, Metazoa, Chordata, Actinopteri, Perciformes, Percidae. The record is from RefSeq and is a predicted model, not a curated record.